Molecule: messenger RNA, 605 nt
Organism: Telopea speciosissima
Lineage: Eukaryota; Viridiplantae; Streptophyta; Magnoliopsida; Proteales; Proteaceae
Product: histone H4
Exons: 1
Coding region: 92-403 (103 amino acids)
Biological process (GO): nucleosome assembly
Cellular component (GO): nucleosome
Molecular function (GO): protein heterodimerization activity; DNA binding; structural constituent of chromatin
Source: RefSeq, a predicted model, not a curated record
GUCUCGUAACCAAAUCAUCAAAACCAAAAGCAGAAACGAAGCAGCUCUCUCGCCUCCACUUCUUAGCUAGAAUCACAGAAAUCUCCCGAAAAUGUCUGGUCGUGGAAAGGGCGGUAAGGGUUUGGGCAAAGGAGGCGCAAAGCGUCACAGAAAGGUUUUGCGAGAUAACAUCCAGGGUAUCACGAAGCCUGCGAUUCGUCGUCUUGCGAGAAGAGGAGGUGUUAAGAGGAUCAGCGGUCUCAUCUAUGAAGAAACGAGAGGUGUUCUUAAGAUCUUUCUUGAGAAUGUUAUUCGUGAUGCUGUGACUUACACAGAGCACGCAAGGAGGAAAACUGUGACGGCCAUGGAUGUCGUUUAUGCCCUGAAGAGGCAGGGUAGAACCCUUUACGGCUUCGGCGGCUAAGUCAUUUCUUAGGGUUUCUCAUCCUCUGCUCUUCUUCCUCUAACAAAUCAACGGUGAUUGUAGAAGAAACUUGUAUUUUAGGCUGUAAUUGCUUUUAAACCCCACUGUAGUUAAUGGCUUCUACCUUUCUUCUUUCAGAGGAAUCGUAUUUCAUUUUGAAUCGCUGAUUUAAAAUUUUCAAUUUCUAUUUCCCCCUUUUCAA